AUGCCUACGCUUCGUUCGCAUGGCAGUCGAGUGCUGCUCAGGCUACAAACCACAGACUCGUCCAAGACCUUCUUUAACAUCAGCUACGAACAAAUAAUUUCAUCCUGUGGUGGUCAUGUCGAAGGUAUCUCUGGAUCCAUAGCUGCACCACAGUACCCAUUGAAGGACUCGCGUGGUAAUCGUGUACGCUUCUCCCUUGUGAACAUCGACGACUUGAAGUCUAGUGAUGACAACGGAUUCUUGCGGCAUGUACUCGACGGACCCCACAGCGAUGCUCGUCUUAUGCGCCGAUACUGCCGUAAGGUGGUCGGAGCUGAACCGCUGACGUCUGAGGAUCAUGAAAUCUCCAUACGAUACAAACAACACGGUGGACCGAUGCUCGGUCCACUCUAUGGAUUCAUGGCUCACUUCUCUACAGUGUGCACGGAUAUCGUGCUGACCGACUUCACGGGCUCAAUUCAAUCACCUGGUUAUCCGAAUAAAGUCUGGACAAGUCAGUACUGCCACUGGACGAUCUCGCUCCCGCCUGGAAACCGUGUUCAAGUCAACUUCCACAACUUCGUCAUCGAAAAACGUUUCCGCUACGGCAACACACCUGGAAAAUGCUCUGAAAAUUGGCUCAAGUUUGGUGACGACGAAGUAGAUGCGGCAACUGUGAAGAGCAAACACAACAUACUGCACAUCACUUAUCAGUCAAAGAAAAAUGAACAGAACCGCUUUUGGCUCACAUGGACCACAAUUGGAUGCGGUGGGAAGCUGAUCAGCCCUUCAAAUAUCUCAGCAUCGAUUAAACAAAUGGAUCUCAGUCUUGGACUAUUCGAAUGUGCAUGGCAAAUUAAGGUAUUUUUUGAGUAUUGA
Molecule: messenger RNA, 858 nt
Organism: Ostertagia ostertagi
Lineage: Eukaryota; Metazoa; Nematoda; Chromadorea; Rhabditida; Trichostrongylidae
Source: the annotation of a GenBank genome assembly